Messenger RNA from Rhododendron vialii, 1506 nucleotides. Its product is annotated as GDSL esterase/lipase At5g03810-like. The record is from RefSeq and is a predicted model, not a curated record. NCBI's taxonomy places the organism in Eukaryota, Viridiplantae, Streptophyta, Magnoliopsida, Ericales, Ericaceae. Gene Ontology annotation, molecular function: hydrolase activity, acting on ester bonds. The transcript has 5 exons. The coding region runs from base 189 to 1241 and encodes 350 amino acids.
GGGCAGAACAGUACAAAUUCAUUGGGAAGUGAGAAUUCUUGGACCUUCCUUAAAUUCUCCCACCUGCCCCCUUUCCACAAUCCAUUUACUCCCUCCCUCAACCCUAUAAUAACCCUUUGGCUCUCUCUCUGUCUCUUAUCUGAGGUUUUUAAUCACUGUUAGAACAAAGGCCAAAAAACCCAACAACAAUGGGGUUUCUCCUGAGUAUCUAUGUUGGUGUUGUAGCUAUUAUGGUGGCCUCGGUGGCUCGAGGGGACCCUCUGGUUCCAAUGCUGUGUGUGUUCGGGGACUCGGUGGUGGAUGUGGGCAACAACAACCACCUCAACACUUUGAUCAAAUCAAACUUCCCUCCUUACGGCAGGGACUUUGUCACCCACACGCCCACUGGGAGGUUCUGCAAUGGAAAGCUUGCCACUGACUUCACUGCUGAAUACCUUGGGUUUGAUUCGUACCCUCCAGCUUACCUUAGCCAGGAUGCCAGAGGGAAGAACCUAUUAAUUGGUGCUAACUUUGCCUCGGCUGGUUCUGGUUUUUAUGACAGGACAGCACAGUUCUAUAGAGCAAUUUCACUGACCCAGCAGCUAGCAUACUACAAGGAGUACCAAGACAAAGUGGUGAGCAUGGUGGGAAAAGCCUCAGCAAACACCAUGUUCUCAGGUGGCAUCCACCUCUUGAGUGCAGGAAGCAGUGAUUUCAUUCAGAACUACUACAUCAACCCCAUGCUCCAGAGAACCUACACUCCUGAUCAGUUCUCUGAUAUCCUCAUCAGAUCCUUUUCUGCUUUUGUCCAGAAUUUGUAUGGAGUGGGAGUAAGAAGGAUUGGGGUGACAACACUACCACCAACUGGAUGUUUGCCAGCAGCCAUCACACUGUUUGGGGGAGGAAGUAACCAAUGUAUUGGGAGGCUGAAUCAAGAUGCUGUUGCCUUCAACAACAAACUAAGCACCACAGCCCAGUAUUUGAAGAGCAACUUUCCUGGUCUCAAAGUUGUGGUCUUUGAUAUCUACCAACCUCUCCUGGACUUAAUCACAAAGCCCAGUGAUCAAGGGUUCUUUGAGUCAAGGAAGGCAUGCUGUGGUACGGGUACGAUCGAAACAUCCAUGCUUUGCAAUGCCAGGUCCGUUGGAACAUGCUCAAAUGCAACACAGUAUGUGUUCUGGGAUGGAUUCCAUCCCUCUGAAGCAGCGAACAAAGUCAUAGCACAAGCUCUCCUUCAACAGGGAUUCGACCUUAUCUCUUGAAUACUACAUCAGCAGACCUCAUUUCCAAAAUUAGUUGCAAGAGUCUUCUAGGUUCUACUUCUUUCAUCUAUCUAUACAGUAGUAUUACAGUGUCUAUGAAAAUUGUGAGGGUGAGGUUUUGGUGGCUUUAGCUUCUUUGGGACUUUGGUUCUCAUGGAUGUUAUGUUUGUAAAACUCAGGUAUGAAGAGUAGAGGGUAGUUGGUUGAUGUUGAUGCUCCUAUUAAUAAGAGAACAUAUAGCAAAAUAAUAUAAGAUUAUAUGGCU